This is a messenger RNA of Fopius arisanus, 2923 nucleotides long. RefSeq names its product tetratricopeptide repeat protein 12-like. The record is from RefSeq and is a predicted model, not a curated record. Bases 2076 to 2840 code for a protein of 254 amino acids. Lineage: Eukaryota; Metazoa; Arthropoda; Insecta; Hymenoptera; Braconidae. Gene Ontology annotation, cellular component: cytoplasm; centrosome. The transcript is spliced from 4 exons. Gene Ontology annotation, biological process: axonemal dynein complex assembly; sperm axoneme assembly. Gene Ontology annotation, molecular function: protein binding.
CAUCCAUUUCCAAUGCAGGCCAGCCAUUGGUCGAGAAUCAGCUUCCUCAGCUAGCCGAGCUAGCCUAAAGCGCGGAACGCAUCUCUCCAAAGCGAAAGAAACUCGGAAUCUCGGAAAGUCAUUCGAGUUAUUAGUUCACAAGCUCUCCAACAAGUUGCUGAAUGAAUAGAAUGCAAGAAGAAGCGAUGCUGAAUCUCCGGUGGGAUCUAUUUUCCUCUCAACUCGCCACAACUCUCGACACUUGUUACGAGAAGCAAUAUUUCGUGGACUCGUCUCUAGUAUGCAAGGACGGCACAAUAAUAAAAUGCCAUAAGAUGGUGUUAGCCAACUCAAGUACAUUUUUCCGUCGGAUUUUAGUCAAGAACGAUCACCCCCAUCCGAUGAUAGUCCUGCACGAUAUCGAUGCUGAUGAUCUGAAAACAAUUGUCAACUUCAUGUACUGCGGGGAGAUAGAGGUGGUGAAGAGCGAGGUUAGGAGACUGCUGAAGAUCGCGGAGAUUCUUGAAAUCUCAGGUCUGAAGGACAUCCGCUCGUCUGCACAGUUCCAGAAGACUUACGCAGAGGAACUUGCGCCAUUUCUCCCUGGAAAUAUUUCCGAAGAGUCUAAAAAUCCCAGCAAGCCAUACUACUUUCGACGAAGGCCUCAAGAACCUUCAAGAACUCCUGAGAAUUUUCUCCACAAAGCUGAGAAAGUCGAGGCUCGACCAAUCAGCGCUCCUUUGAGUCUCAAGGACAUUUCUGAAUCCACCGAAGGGAAAAUCACAGAGAAGACUAGUCAGAAGCGAUCCACCGGUGACAACUGUCACUACUUGAAAAAGCUUCGUCUUCUGGGAGAAAUUGACAUUAUCCGAUGCUCCGAUGAGACAUCGCCUGAGCGACAUCCAGAUGAGUCGGAGUCCCCGGAGUGUACUGAAAAUUACGGGGUUUUCAUAAAAAAUGAAAUCGAUAUUCCAUUUGAUGUCGGGAACGUAGAAACGGCAAGUGCGCUUGAUAGUGUUGAAAAAAUUGUUAAGAAGAAAUUGAGUUCUGGGAUUGAAAUCUUUAAAGCACACCCUAAAGGAUUCAUAGAGUCGUUACCUGGGCCAAGCAGAAGUGAAUCUCUCAGUCCUCGAUCUAGAAACUCUGUGGAUUCUUUUUAAAUUAAGGCUGAAGAUUAAGGUAUUCUCUUUUGUUUUUUAAUCAUCUUGUGAAUGUGAGCGGCAACAACACUGGGUUAUUGCGUGAAUUACAAUUGAUUAGUUUGUGAUAUGUUCAGAAUUUAUUUAUUUGAAUGAGAUUUUCCCGGUGAUAGUAUCAGUACCAAUUUGUGAAUGACUUCAAAAGAAAACUGGAGCAAGUACAUCUCUGCUAUGCCUUUACAUUAAUCAAAUGAAAACACGCCACAUUGAUAAUUUCCCGCUUAUGGAUGUCAUUAAAAAUUAAUGAUAUCGCUCCGGAUCUGUUUAUGGAUAUUAUUUCAUCAAUUUUCUUAUCCAUAAAACAAUGAAAGAUGUAAAUCAACUUAAAUGCAGCGAACAAGGAUUAAUUCACCGCAAACCAGGAACCUCUUUACAAGUAUGAUAUACAAAAUAGUUUCACACAACAAUUUUUCAAUAAAAAAAUUCGACAAUUUAUUUUCACGGCAUUCUAUUUUUAAUUUUACUUACAAUUUUCAAAUUGUAUUGCAACAUUUUCAUGCAUUUUUCCUAUAUACAAUAGUUCCUAUCGGACACAAUAAUUUACAGAAAAUGUGAGGAAAUUUUAAAUACAAUUCAUGAGAAAUUAAUGGAAUUUCUAAUACAAGCCCAAUCACUGUUUCUACCGAUGCAUUAAAUUUUUGCAUGAAAUUCUAUCAUUAGAGAAGAAAUUUGUACAGCGUGACUAGGGAAAGCAACUUGGAUUGUCUUCAAUAUGAAUACUCAUAUGUUUUUACUGGCAAAUAUGUGUUUCCAUUCCGAAACAAAAUGCAAAGGGAUUUUUCGGAGUCGUCUUCUUGAGUUGCCAUGGAGAUAAUUCAAAUUGAUCUAACCAACAUUUAUACAUUGAUACAUCGGGGCAUAUCACCGUACCCGUCUUUCCUCAGUUAAUAAAAAACGAUGGAGUUUCCAUUCGAAAAGCAGGAAACUUCUAAAAACUUAUGCUCUCAACGACACAUCACGGAGGAAGAAUUCCAAAAUUUCAUGCAGAGAGUUACCGAAGUCGAGAAAAUCGUGAAAAAGCUCGCUUCUUCUGAUGUGAACGAGCAGAACAACGGAAAGCUGCUAGCCGAUAAUAUCCUUAAAUCCAACAAUGCUAUAGAAGGCAACUUGUCGGGAGAUGAGGAGUUGAAAACACGAACCGACCGAACAUUGAUAAAUAACUGUUCGACGAGUGCAACAACUGAUUCGAACACAAUGUCUAAAGAGGUUUUCAUGAAGACAAUGGAGAAAGAUGCCCGUGAACGCGCUGAAGACAAGAAGCGGAGAAAUGAAAGAGCUGACACGUACAAGAGAAUUGGCAAUGGGGCAUUUGAUAGCGGCGAUUAUGAAAAAGCUGUCACUUAUUACGGAAAAGCUAUUGAGCAGCGGAAAGACUCAACUGUUAUUUGGAAUAAUCGUGCACUCUCGUUCAUGAGGCUAGGGCUUUAUGAGAAAGCCUUACAAGAUUGCGAGUGGGCUCUCAAAGUUAAUGAUUCUAACAUCAAGGCGUUGCUCAAUAGCGCAAAAUGUUAUGCAUACCUGGGGAAUCAUGAGAAAAGGGAUGAAUUCAUUAGAUUGUCUAAAGAAAGAAUUCCCAGAUUCUCCAAGUAUAUUGAAGAUUUUGAAAAAGCAUUGAAAGAAAAUCCGAAUGAUGUCAUCCAGGAUGAGGAAUCUAUCGUUUAGAGGAGAAAUAGAAGACUAUAAAUUAUAAAUAUUUGUAUUUACAAAACACUCAGUAGUUUGAGAAUAAAAGCCUUAUUUAUCAA